Aspergillus pseudoviridinutans is the source of this 2151-nucleotide messenger RNA. RefSeq names its product acetyl-CoA:L-glutamate N-acetyltransferase (gene arg2). Bases 1 to 2151 code for a protein of 716 amino acids. Gene Ontology annotation, molecular function: L-glutamate N-acetyltransferase activity, acting on acetyl-CoA as donor; arginine binding. NCBI's taxonomy places the organism in Eukaryota, Fungi, Ascomycota, Eurotiomycetes, Eurotiales, Aspergillaceae. Gene Ontology annotation, cellular component: mitochondrial matrix. The record is from RefSeq and is a predicted model, not a curated record. The transcript is spliced from 3 exons. Gene Ontology annotation, biological process: L-arginine biosynthetic process.
AUGAGCCCUCACACCGGUUGGCCGCGGACGGUCCAGUCAUCUCUCCUCAAGAAGCACCGCUCUUCGCUUUGCACCUGCCAGCAUACAUCCGCUUUCUUCCCUCGAUCCUUUUCCACUACUGCUKGUCGACAUGUCCAGCAGAGCGCCGACUUUUCUUCUACUAGUCGGAGUUAUGACCGGUUAGGCCAAGGAGCAAAGGAGAAGCUGCUCGACCGGGAAUUCUUUCUUAGCUUGUUGAGCUCUGCGUCCACUAAGCGAGAAGCCAAAUCCUAUCUGGCUCGGUUGAAGGCUCAGCACCCAAAGUCACCCGAUGAGAACAAGCCCGAGCCUGUGAAAACAGCUACAACACCUACCUUACCCUCUGGUGUCAAUUUGGGGUCAUUCUACGGAGCCUCCAGAUCCGUCUACGAGAGUCCGGUCUUCCGACAAGGCCCCAGCCCUAUCCCUCCCCCUCCACUCGAGCCACUCGAACGACUGCAUUUGGCCUUGGUCCGAUUGUCCACUCCGCAAUCGCUUGAUGACAGCAUUAUCGACGGCGUCGCAAAGACUCUGUCUCAGCUGAACCGGCUGGGCUUGACCUGCUGUGUUGUGGUUGAUCCGAGGACGGAGGAAGUUGCAAGUACACUGCGGCAAGUUGCUAUUGAGCAAGCCGACCGCCUGGCAAUCGCAAUUCAAAAGCAGCCCGACUCGAAAUCUCUUCGUCUCGACUCGGUCUUCACCAUUGACCCUUCCGGUUCUGGUCUCCCGCAAGUUUUCUCUCGAAAAGCGCUGCUGGAUCCGCUACGCCAUGGCCACACCGUCAUUCUGACCCCCAUUGCAUACACCGAAGAUGUUCCUCGGGCGGUCACAGUUCCAGCGAACGAUGUUGUACUUGCGUUGACGAAAGAGCUCGCUGGUCUUGCAAGCAGUCCGGACCCUGAUGAGGAUCCUAUGGUCACUGCGGAAAGAAUCGGCCGCCUCCAGAGAGAGGUGUCCUUGGAUAGGGUGAUUCUAUUAGAUUCGCUAGGUGGAAUUCCGGCGUUCAAUCGGCGACAGACAUCCCACGUCUUCAUAAACAUGGAGCAAGAAUACGAUGAUAUCGAAACCGAAUUGUUACAGGCAUCAGAGAUUGUGCCCGCUGCAGAGUCAAGCCUGUUGAAGGCGGGCCCCAGUUCCAUCACAGAUAACAACCCAAUUUCAAAAUUCGUCAACGAAGAGGUUGUGCCAGUGCCUUCUGGGCCGCCAGAGGAACUGAAGAUUGCGGCCCCCCACAGGAGUGCAAUCGAAGGCCAUCUGGAAAAUCUACGUGUCGCCCAGAAAGCGCUCGCUAUGCUACCCUCGGCCUCAUCAGGAAUCAUCACAUCGCCAUUCGAGGUCGCGAGCUCGGCCCAGACUUCGCCCACUUCUGAGUUUUCCGCAGUGGGCACUCGACGGCAAAGAAACCCCCUAAUUCACAAUCUACUGACGGAUAAGCCCUUGCUAUCGUCGUCCCUGCCCAUGAGCCGGCGUGGACCGAUGAACAAUGGGCAAGACACCAUUUAUCCCGUCACCUCUCAUACUACGUUUGUCAAACGCGGUAUGCCGCUGACUAUGCUGCCCAAUCCGUGGGCGGAGCCGUGGACAGCUCAGAGUCGGCCGCGGCUGAAGUUGGACGAUCCUAGCAUCGACUUGCCUCGCUUGGUGCGUCUCAUUGAGGAUUCCUUUGACCGGAAACUCGACGUACAAGACUACUUGAACCGUGUCAACGACCGCCUUGCCGGGUUGAUCAUUGCUGGUGAAUACGAGGGCGGCGCCAUUCUAACCUGGGAACUUCCUCCCGGCGUGAAGGACGAUGGCAGUGAGGCCAGUAACGCUCGAAUGGUCCCCUACUUGGACAAGUUCGCCGUGCUCAAGCGCAGCCAAGGGGCAGGCGGGGUGGCAGACAUUGUCUUCAACGCCAUGGUGCGCUCCUGUUUUCCCAACGGAGUAUGCUGGCGCAGCCGCAAGAACAAUCCGGUGAACAAAUGGUAUUUUGAAAGAUCUCUGGGCACUUGGAAGCUAUCCGACACCAAUUGGACUAUGUUCUGGACUACCCCUGACCUGGUGGAAGAUUCGCAAAAGUUUCGGGAUUACGAAGCUGUGUGUCGCAGCAUUCAGCCAAGCUGGGCCGACGACACCGGCGUGGUUGAUUGA